UGCUGCACAACAUACAAAGAGGUGAGCCAUUGGAAUCAACAAAUCCGAGAUUAAUGUAUGAUUCGUCAUACUUUCGUUUUUUCACCUUCAGUGUGUCAUUAGAUGUUUUACUACUUGAACUUAAAACCAUAAAACUAGAACUUGACGCCGUUAUAUCACCUUGAUUUUAAUUUGACGCAUCAUCCAAGCGAACCACAUUUUUUGCAACACCUUUAAGCCAGCGCUCCAUUCUUCUUUAACACUAAUUUGGCUUGGCCAAUUUUAUGACAAAUGGUAUCUCUUGAUGCACGAAAUACAAGAUUUUACAACCACUACGAACAACAAGACAAACGAACAUCAAGUACUGAGCGCGGUGUGAGUAAAUUUUGCGGUACGUUACUUGAUUAACCCUACAGUAAGCGCGUCGGAUCUAAUAGACCCAAACAAAAAUAUUUAUUUCUGUAAUUCUGAAAAAAAGCGCGCCAAUUAGUGCGUGCUCUAGUACCUUUUAGUGCUGCAUCGCUACGCAUUUAUCAGUAGUUUUGGCCCAGUCAAGUGAGAAACAACUUCUUUAUAGUUAAUUUCGGUCUCGCAGACCCAACGCGUUUCUUUUGAAAAAUGAAUCCUUAUGAAAAAGAGGUGCAAAAAUUGACCCAACUUUAUGAAGAAGUUCCAUCCGAUCCUGAAAAUUAUUCAGAUUCUGAGGCUUCAGAAGCGGACCCACAGUAUGAAAUUUUCAGUGAUCACCAGUCUGAUAGCGAGCAGGAGAUAGAGGAGAUGAACUUAUUGAAGAACCACUUGAUCAACCCAGAGUAGGUGGACGUAGUCAUUUACAAUUAAGUUCAAAAGACGGAAUGAAGUGGAAUAAAACAUGCUUUCCUGAAAAUGUGAGAACGCGACAAGAAAACAUAAUUGUAAGAUUACCCGGAGUAAUUGGCCUAGCUCAAAAUGCGCAAACUCUAUUCAAAACGUGGCAGCUUUUUUUCGAUGAUGAUAUCGUUAUGGAUUUAGUAAACAGCACAAACAUAUAUAUUGAAAGUAUCUCUCAGCGAUUCAAAAAUAAAUCUGAUGUACGGCCGGCAGAUGUAAUUGAGAUGCGCGCACUAAUUGGUUUACUUUAUCUACCUGGAGUUUACCAUGGAGAAAGGACAUUAAUUUUUAAAUUUUGGUCGAGGGAUGGUACAGGAGUGGAAAUUUUUCCAGCAAUAACGGCUCUAAGAAGAUUUCGUUUUUUACUAAGGUGUUUGGGAAUGGAUGAUAUUCAUACAAGGGAAGAGCGUAAAAGUGAAGACAACCUAGCUCCAAUUCGAAAAGUUUUUGAAGCAGUGAUGCAAAAUUGCCAAAAACAUUACUCUGUGGGAAAACAUACAACAAUCGACGAAAUGCUGUGGGCUUGUCGUUUUAGGAUGUAUAUACCCAAUAAGCCGGCCCGAUAUGGACUCAAAUUCUCACUGACAGACCCAAAGUCUUUUUAUACUCUAAAUAUGGAAAUGUAUUGUGGCAAACAACCUGCAGGGGCGUAUUCAGUAAGUAACAACGGUUUCGAUGUGGUUGAAAGGCUGUGCCUACCAAUAUCGAAAUCACGAAGGAACGUGACAAUGGAUAAUUGGUUCAGCUCGGUUGAAGUGGCCAACAGAUUACUAAAUAAUCAUCAGUUGACCAUAGUGGGCACCCUUAGGAAAAAUAAGCGUCAAAUUACAAAAAAAGAGUUUUUUACCGUACGACCAGAAAAGUCAAGUAUGUUUGGCUUUACUAAAGAUUUAACUAUUGUAUCGUAUAUCCCAAAAAAAACAAGCAGGUGAUAUUGCAAUCGACGUUACAUCAUGACGAUUCCAUUGAUGCUUUAUUUGGAGCAGUCAAGCCAGAAAUCAUUACUUUUUAUAAUUCUACCAAAUGUGGAGUCGAUACUGUCGACCAACUUACCGCAAAGUAUAAUGUUGCCAGAAAUACGCGUAGAUGGCCUAUGGUAGUCUUGUAUGGGCUGCUCAAUGUUGCUGGUGUUAACGCUCUCGUUAUAUAUAGAAACAAUAAUAUUAAUAAAAGCAGCAUUGAUAGAAGAAUUUUUUUGAAACAACUUGGUAUGGAUCUCAUAUUGGACUACAUAAAGAGUCGAGUAACCUCGCAAUACUUGCCACGUGAAAUUCGACAACUUCCUGCGAGGAUUAGUGGUACUGAGUUGGUGGAAGUUGUCGAAAACGUUCAAAAUAAACUGGGAACAUGCAACUUCUGUAAAGAUCGUAAAACAAAAUAUACCUGCCGUUUUUGAAAAAAGUAUAUAUGCCUCGAA
Molecule: messenger RNA, 2266 nt
Organism: Anthonomus grandis grandis
Lineage: Eukaryota; Metazoa; Arthropoda; Insecta; Coleoptera; Curculionidae
Exons: 2
Coding region: 834-1781 (315 amino acids)
Source: RefSeq, a predicted model, not a curated record